Molecule: messenger RNA, 1821 nt
Organism: Microplitis demolitor
Lineage: Eukaryota; Metazoa; Arthropoda; Insecta; Hymenoptera; Braconidae
Gene: PNKP
Exons: 6
Coding region: 44-1759 (571 amino acids)
Biological process (GO): DNA repair
Molecular function (GO): polynucleotide 3'-phosphatase activity; protein binding; ATP-dependent polydeoxyribonucleotide 5'-hydroxyl-kinase activity
Source: RefSeq, a predicted model, not a curated record
UUUUGUAGUAUAUGUUGAAUACCGCACAUGUCAAAGUUUUAAAAUGAGUGUAGAAACAAAAAGUUGUUAUUUCUACACAGAUAAUAAUUUACAUACACCUAUUUUAUUACCAAAUAACAAAUCGAUAACUGUCGGUCGUAGUUGCGAUACUAAAAUAGUUGACACUAAAUGUUCACGUGAACAAGUCCGUUUAACCGCAAACUACAAUGACAAAUACAUAACCGUCGAACAAUUAGGUAAAAAGUCAUGCGGAUUAAAUGGCGUUAAAACCCAGAAAAAUCAUAAGUAUGUAGCUAAACAUGGCGAUACAUUAGAAUUAAUUUAUGGUAAUUAUCCACAUAAAUUUGAGUUUAUUCCACCACCAUCUGACCUUGCCUCAAUUGACACCCAUCAGCCUACUGAAAAUAAUAAUAAAAAUGAAAAAAAAAAUUCAAUCCGUCAAAAACGUAGUUUUGAUAGCGACAGUGACGAUGAUCUUACAAUAAAUACAAAAAAAAUGAAGAAUACUAUUUCAAGUCAUCAGGGUCAGAGCGCAUCGAAUGCCGAUAAAAAGAAUCAAGAUACUGGCGAAAGUUCAAAACAUACCGCUAAAAAUUUAAAUCAAACUCAAGUCACUGAAAACUCAAAAUUCAAAUGGAAAUCAGUUAAUGGCAGUUUGUUUAUUAUGACAAGUUCAAAUUGUGAAGCUAAGUCAAAAAUAGCGGCUUAUGAUUUGGAUGGUACUUUAAUUACAACAAAAUCAGGAUAUGUUUUUCCGCAAAAUGAAAGCGAUUGGAAAAUACUAUACCCAAAUAUUUCAAGAAAAUUAAAAGAGCUAUUCGAGAAUGAUCAUAAAAUUGUUAUAUUUACCAAUCAAAAUGGUAUUGAAAGUGGAUACACCAAUCUAACGGAAUUUAAACGUAAAAUUGAAGCGAUUACAGAAAAAUUGGAUGUUCCAUUCCAGGUUUUUGUAGCGGGUUUAAGAGAUUUCAACCGAAAACCAUUAAUAGGAAUGUGGCAACGUCUAUCUGAGUACGAAAAUGAUGGUAUCGAAAUAAAUAAAGACGCAAGUUUUUAUGUCGGAGAUGCUGCAGGUCGCCCAAAAAAUUGGAUGUUGAAAGCUAAAAAAGAUCAUUCAUCUGCUGAUCGUCUAUUUGCCAUAAAUGUUGGGCUAAAAUUUCUAACGCCUGAAGAACAUUUUCUGGGUUAUGGAAAAGCUAAAUUUGAUAUGCCUAAAUUUGAUCCGAAACAAUCUAAAAAUCUAACGGUUUUUGAACCUUCAGACGCUCUCGAAACGGCAGCUGGACAAGAGGUUAUUAUAAUGGUAGGUGGGCCUGGAAGUGGAAAAUCAUUUGUGGUAGCUAAUUAUUUACAAAAAUAUGAUCAUAUCAAUCGAGAUAAACUUGGAAGUUGGCAAAAAUGCGUCACGAUGAUGGAAAAGUCAUUAGAUGAGGGAAAAUCUGUCGUAAUUGAUAAUACUAAUCCAGAUGUCGCUUCCAGAAAAAGAUUUAUCGACGUUGCAGUUAAAAAAAAGGUUACUGUAAGAUGUUUCGUACUCACGACAACUCCUGAACAUGCCAAACACAAUAAUAAGUUUCGAGAACUGACUGAUAAAAACCACACUACCAUCAGCGACAUCAUUAUCAAUUCCUAUUAUAAGAAUUACGUCCAGCCACAAAAGGAUGAAGGGUAUUCACAAAUAGUUAAAGUUAAUUUUGUACCGAAAUUCAAAUCCGAAUCAGAUCGUAAGCUCUACUCAAUGUACUUACUUGACAAGUAGUCAAAAAUUUGUAUGAAUUUAAAUAAAUAAUAUUUUUGAAAACUGUAAAAUCCAACAAAAUA